Molecule: messenger RNA, 3000 nt
Organism: Pyricularia pennisetigena
Lineage: Eukaryota; Fungi; Ascomycota; Sordariomycetes; Magnaporthales; Pyriculariaceae
Exons: 8
Coding region: 1-3000 (999 amino acids)
Biological process (GO): mismatch repair; reciprocal meiotic recombination
Cellular component (GO): nucleus
Molecular function (GO): ATP-dependent DNA damage sensor activity; ATP binding; mismatched DNA binding
Source: RefSeq, a predicted model, not a curated record
AUGUGGUCCUCGAGCCAGUCUUUGGGCGAAGCCGACAGGAUACUGAUGCCGCCUCCUCCACUUCCCUCUCGGGGCCCAAGGCAGACCCCUUACCUUAGGAUCCACACGCCACCCUCUCGAGUGCUGACAGCUUCGCCUUACUUUGCAAGCUCAGCUUCAAAGGAGCAUCAUUCCACGGAUUCCUCUCGGAAGACUCUCAGCAACGCCAACAGCCCUUCUAGUCGUCAAUCAACAGGUAUCUCCGGCUGUCAGCCCAGAGUUGACAGAUCUGACACUCGACGUCCAACACAUGCAAGUUGUCCCAGUAACCGUUCAAGUACAACUGUUUCCAUAUACGCUUCUCAGUGGCGAGGUACAUAUGCGCGCAGUAUCUCCAGAGCACCUACUGCGUUCGCCGGAUGUGAAGGACGACAGAUCAUAUGCGCUGUCAGUGAGGGGAGAGGCGUACCUCCGGUUGUUGGGCUCGCCAUAAUCGACAUCGACAUCGGCAGUGCAGUCAUGAGCCAGAUUUGCGACACACAAUGCUACGUUCAUACAAUACACAAGAUAAGAGUCCACGAGCCCAAGGAGAUUCUGAUUGUGUCGAGUGCUGGGCCGCCCAACCGCAAGUCCGUUCUUUACAGUGUCAUCGAGGAGGAGCUAUCCGACGUUCCAAUAACGACACUUGACAGGAAAUAUUGGUCAGAAAUAACCGGUCUUGGAUACAUCGAGAAUUUGGCUUUUCAUGAAGACAUUGACGCCCUCAAAGUUUCAACGCAUGGCAACUUCUAUGCUAUAUGCGCGUUAUCAGCGGCGCUCAGGCAUCUUGAGCUGCAAGCUUCUGUGAGGAUCGCACCCCACAGCCUUGCCAUGAGCUACGAGCCACCAGACGAUUCCAUGAUGAUCGACGUCGCAUCAAUCCAUGCCCUCGAACUCCUGCAAAACUUACAGAACGUCAAGUCAAAAACAUGUUUGUUCGGGCUUCUCGACAACACUUUGACAUCUAUGGGUGCACGUUAUCUUAGGAGCUGCAUCCUUCAGCCGUCGACAAAGAAGGAGAUCAUUACAGCUCGCCAUGAAGCUGUGGAGGAGCUUUCGAGCAAAGAAGACAUGUUCUUCGAGAUCACCAACUCAAUUCUGGAGAUGAUUGACAAACAAAUCGACAAGGAUUCAGUGUUUGCAACAAAGCCGCUAGAAAUGAGGAAUCAGCGAACUUUUGCAGUCAAGAGCAACGUUGAUCCACUUCUGGAUCUGGCUCGACAGGCGUACAAAGAGCAGACAGACGAGCUAUACAAUUAUGUCGAGCAGUUCAACACUGAAAACAAUUAUAGCAACGAAAUCAGAUAUGACGACAACCGCAAGUUCUGGCUCCGCUUCGAUUUAAAGGACUUUGACGACUCAGGCAUUCCGUCACAUCUUAUCAACGCAGUUCGCAACAAAGGCUAUCUUGAAUGCCAGACUAUCCAACUAAAUCAGCUGAACUCGAGAAUCUCUGACGCAAGUUGUGAAGUGCUGAUCCAAAGUGAAAAAGUUGUCGAAAAUCUAGUCAAGGAACUCCGCACGCAGAUACCUCGUCUCAUUAGACUUUGCCAAGCCAUAGGCUACCUCGACAUGCUGGCGAGCUUUGCCCACUUGGUAACUAUCAGUGACUACUGUCGGCCAGACAUGGCAUCUACGGUUGCCGUGACAUCGGCCAGACAUCCCAUUGUCGAACAGUGCGUCGCCAACUUUGUUCCAAACCACUACUAUGUUUCAGAUCAAUAUUCAUUCCAAAUCAUAACUGGAUGCAACAUGAGCGGCAAGAGCACGUACAUCAAGACUUUGGCUGUGUUGCAGGUGAUGGCCCAGGUCGGUAGUUUUGUCCCCGCCGAAUAUGCAUCCUUGCCUAUUCUACACAAGAUCUUCACGAGGAUUUCCAAAGAUGACAGUAUAGAGAGCAACCUGUCAACUUUUUCUUUGGAAAUGAGGGAAACGGCAUUCAUUCUUCGAAACAUCGACAGCAGGAGUCUUGCCAUUGUUGAUGAACUUGGCCGAGGUACCAGCACGCGUGACGGACUGGCCAUCGCUAUUGCCAUAUCGGAGGCACUGAUUGAGAGCGGCGCUCGGGUGCUUUUUGCAACUCAUUUCCAUGAACUAGCCACCGUCCUCAACGACCGUCCUCAUGUCGUAAAUCAGCACCUCCAAGCCGAGAAAAGUGUCGUUGGAAACGGCCCGGAUGCGAGACCUAAGAUCACGAUGAUCCAUAAAAUAGCCAAAGGCCCACUGAGGGACGACAGUUAUGGGAUAGACUUGGCUCGUGUGAUUGGAUUUCCGCCUUCCUUCAUAGAGCAUGCUCAAAAACUGGCAGAAAUCCUACGACGUAAUGCCGCGGCUAAAAAGCAGUCCUCAAGUCAACACAAGCUCAUGCGUCGCCGAGCCCUCGUUACGAACCUGCAAGAACUGCUAAUUCAAGCCCGAGACGCUAAUAUGGAUGAUUCGGCACUAUUGACAUUGCUGAAACGACUUCAGGCGGACUUUGUCAAUCGCAUGGCGGAAAUUGACGAAGAGAACAAGAGCACUGAUGAACAACAGGAAAACGAGCAUUGCAGCACCUUGGGCAGCACACCUCCACGGCUCAUAAACUCAAGAGGGUCACCGCAUAGGAUGGCCAGCAGCCCGGACCCUGUAGCAGAUCACCGGGACAAAGCUGUUAUCGCUUCCGACAACGAUGAUAAACCUCAUUGGUUUGAUGAAAGCACAGCUAACAGCUCUCGUCUGCGCUGCAGUGAUUUGGAAGACGAGUCUCCGUUUCAGCCUCGCAUGGAAUCUAGCCCCGUGACAGAAUUUCAUGCAAGAAAGCAGUCUCGCAAGAGGCAGGCAAAUAAUCCGGGAAACGGCCGUAACCAUAAAGUGCAUAUCAAGUUGGAAAAGAUAGCUGACGCCAAGAAGACUACAAUGGAGGCAGAGAGACGAUCAGAGUCUGAGCACAACAAUUUUGUACAAGCCCCUUUUGAGAUUUCUGAUGAGUCUCCAUCUGAGUAG